Saccharomyces cerevisiae S288C is the source of this 1857-nucleotide messenger RNA. RefSeq names its product Tpo5p (gene TPO5). The record is from RefSeq and is marked reviewed. Gene Ontology annotation, biological process: amino acid transport; polyamine transmembrane transport; transmembrane transport. Lineage: Eukaryota; Fungi; Ascomycota; Saccharomycetes; Saccharomycetales; Saccharomycetaceae. The transcript has a single exon. The coding region runs from base 1 to 1857 and encodes 618 amino acids. Gene Ontology annotation, cellular component: membrane; Golgi membrane.
AUGCCAGAGUAUACGCUACUGGCUGAUAAUAUAAGGGAGAAUAUCGUUCAUUUCGAUCCGAAUGGUUUGUUUGAUAACUUGCACACCAUUGUUCAUGAAGAUGACAGUCAAGAGAACGAGGAGGCCGAGCAUUUCAAUUAUGAUCAGGUGUUGGAUAAAUCGUUAUUGUCAAGAGGUUCUAUUGUCGGUCUCGGUUUAGGACUAAUGAGUCCCGUUUUAGGAAUGUGCACUAGUAUGGCCAUUGGGCUAAUUAAUGGUGGUCCGUUAACUAUAAUGCUAGGUUUUUUAAUCAGUGGAGUGUGUAUAUGGUUUUCGUCGCUUUCUCUUGGUGAGAUUGUUUCAAAAUUUCCGAUGGAACUGCAUGUUGGGAGUGCCAUGUUGGCCCCGGAGAAAUUGAAAUUAGUAUGUUCGUGGUACACUGGCUGGUUAAUGCUCAUAGGGAAUUGGACUAUGAGUACCAGUAUUACUUUUGCAGGCGCUCAACUUACCAUUUCUUUGAUUCUGAUGACGAACUCCAACCUAAUAUCCGAGGCACACUUGAUUUUUUACACAGUCAUUGUAUUUUACUUAGUUGUGACUGUUGUAGGCCUCGUGAAUUUGAAAUUUGCAAGAUUUAUUGAAACAAUAAACAAAGUCUGUGUUUAUUGGAUCAUAUAUGCCAUUAUAUUUAUUGAUAUUCUUCUACUAGUAUUCCACAAAGGUAAAUUUCGAUCUUUGAAGUACGCGCUAUUUCACUUUGAUAAUAAUCUAUCAGGGUAUAAAAGCGCAUUUCUUUCCUUCAUCAUUGGAUUCCAACAGUCUAAUUUCACGUUACAAGGUUUCAGUAUGUUACCUGCUUUAGCUGACGAAGUCAAAGUUCCUGAGAAGGAUAUUCCACGUGGUAUGUCGAAUGCGGUAUUGUUAUCCGCGUUCUCUGGAGUCAUUUUUCUUAUACCAAUAAUGUUAAUCCUGCCAGAUAAUGAUUUGCUUUUUACCAAUCAUAAGGUUCUACCAAUAGUGAACAUUUUUACAAAAUCGACUGAUUCGGUGGUCUUGUCUUUUUUUUUAGUGCUCCUAAUUUUAGGAAACUUACUGUUUUCCGGAAUUGGCUCGAUUACUACAUCUUCUCGUGCGGUAUAUAGUUUUAGUCGUGACCAGGCUAUACCAUACUACGAUAAAUGGACCUACGUCGAACCGGAUUCUCAGUCAAAAGUCCCCAAGAAUUCUGUUGUAUUGAGUAUGAUAAUAUCAUACUUUUUAGGUCUGCUAGCUUUGAUUUCAACGGCCGCAUUUAAUGCUUUUAUAGGCGCUGCAGUGCUCUGUCUUUGUUCUGCGACUUUCAUUCCGUUAGUCUUGGUGCUGUUUACGAGAAGAAGAGCUAUCCGAAGCGCGCCAGUAAAAAUCAGGUAUAAGUUUGGUUGGUUCAUCAACAUUGUUUCUAUUGUGUGGCUCUUGUUAUCUAUGGUUUCUGUUUGCCUACCAACGCAAGUGCCUGUAACUUUCAAAACAAUGAAUUAUGCUUUAAUGGUGUACGUAUUCUGCAUUUUAGUUAUCACUGGUCUUUAUUUCAAAUGGGGGAAGUAUAAUUUUAGAUUACCCUUGGCAGAUGACAUCAAGGCUCCAAUUCCCAGUGAUGCGGAAGAAACUGUUUUUGAACUAGAGGAUAGCAAUGUUGAACAUACUCUAAACUCGGGAACCACAGUGAAAGAGUCUGUAGAAAAUAAUUCUGAAGAAGGUUUCAUCAAGGUGCAUCCUAAAAGUAGUACAGAAAAUCCCUUUGAGGAAAAUGAGGAAAACGUGAUAACCGAUUAUGGUGAUGAGCACCAUACAGCAGAACAAGAAUUUGAUCUUGCCGAUGAUCGUAGAUAUGAUAUAUGA